Molecule: messenger RNA, 348 nt
Organism: Pyricularia grisea
Lineage: Eukaryota; Fungi; Ascomycota; Sordariomycetes; Magnaporthales; Pyriculariaceae
Exons: 3
Coding region: 1-348 (115 amino acids)
Source: RefSeq, a predicted model, not a curated record
AUGUCCGGCACACCACUAUCCGACAAGGACGUUAACGCCAGCAUGUCGGUCAACGAAAAGACUCUCGACGUUGAGAAGCCCGGCGUCAAGAGCAUGGAGUACCACCGUCAGGUUCUAGCCUCCAAGAUGGAGGAGGAGAAGACCAAGACGUACAUUUCGCCCUCGGACAACAUCAUGAGCCCGUGUACCGCCAAGCUGAAUGCUUACCGCAACAAGCAGGUCGGAAAGGCCAAGCCGAAAUCUCUCUUUGCUCAAGCCUCGUCUAGAAAGCUGGGCGGCAGCAGCGACGGCGGCCUUUUUGGCUCGUCCAAGUCGGUCCCCAAGACGGCCACUCCGCAGGAGGCCUAG